AUGGCUGCUUCGCAUGACAGCAUGCAUGCUCCGCCAACGCUGCCGUUUAACAGCACUAGUCACCGUAGGAUGAUGAUGCCCAUAACCUUCUUCUGGGGCGACAACACCGAGGUUCUCUUCUCGGGUUGGCCCGGUCGGGAUGAUCCUGUGAUGUACGUCAUGUCAUUGGCAUUUGUGUUUGUUCUGGCCGUGCUUGCUGAGUGGCUCUCCCACUGCAGUUUUCUCAAGUCUAGCGCAAACAACUUCGAGGGUGGGGAUGUGGCGGACUUGUUUGUAUAUUGGGCGGUCUGGGAUGUCGUAUUUGCCUUUGCCAUGGAAGCUUUGUCCGUCUGGCCGACUAUCAAGCCCAGCAGGAGUUCGGUAGUCGCAGGCCUGGCUCAGGCUUUUCUUUACGUCAUUCGCAUCAGCUUGGGUUACUUUGUGAUGCUUGCCGUUAUGUCCUACAACAUUGGAGUCUUCAUAGCAGCCGUGGCUGGCCACACGGUUGGGUUCUUUGUUGUCAAGGCUAGUGCUCUUUCCAUUACCAAGCCUCCGGGGCCCGAACCUUCAUUUUGA
This is a messenger RNA of Rosa rugosa (rugosa rose), 555 nucleotides long. Its product is annotated as copper transporter 2-like. The record is from RefSeq and is a predicted model, not a curated record. Gene Ontology annotation, molecular function: copper ion transmembrane transporter activity. Gene Ontology annotation, cellular component: plasma membrane. Gene Ontology annotation, biological process: intracellular copper ion homeostasis; copper ion transmembrane transport. NCBI's taxonomy places the organism in Eukaryota, Viridiplantae, Streptophyta, Magnoliopsida, Rosales, Rosaceae. The transcript has 2 exons. Bases 1 to 555 code for a protein of 184 amino acids.